ACUGUUUCAGAGUCUCUUCAUUCUGAUGAAGACGUCGAUCCCUCAUCUUUAAACAACUCGACAACCCGCAUGGAUGGUGCAAAGGAGGAAAAAGUCGAGGAUUCAUGCGAAGCUUGUGAAGCCACUCAGCAAACAACAAUAAGAGAGGCAGCUAUUUGGGAGGCUGACUGUAUGUUGAAGCGAGCCAGAGAUUCCGAAUCCGACAGACGAUUCCAGAAGUUUUCAGACCAUCCGCAUUUGGGUUUCUUCAAAGCUCCAGUUCACGAAGCAGUUGAAGCCAAUCAGCUUCUCAUACUAAGAGCGUUUAUACGAAAUGAUGUGAGUUGUAUCUAG
Molecule: messenger RNA, 333 nt
Organism: Protopolystoma xenopodis
Lineage: Eukaryota; Metazoa; Platyhelminthes; Monogenea; Polystomatidea; Polystomatidae
Source: the annotation of a GenBank genome assembly